Messenger RNA from Esox lucius (northern pike), 2642 nucleotides. Its product is annotated as V-set and transmembrane domain-containing protein 2-like protein. NCBI's taxonomy places the organism in Eukaryota, Metazoa, Chordata, Actinopteri, Esociformes, Esocidae. The coding region runs from base 1170 to 1769 and encodes 199 amino acids. The transcript has 2 exons. The record is from RefSeq and is a predicted model, not a curated record.
AUUAUGUCCUAUCUCCUGUGUGUUGGCUGUCUUUUGUCACACUUGUGUGCUUUGUAACUUGUUGGCCAUCUAUGGCCUCAUAACAAAUGUAGUAAAUAUUUAUAUCUCUUAGAGAUGCUGCAGAAUUCUGCCAGCUACAUGGGUUUCUGAUCAAUAGAAAUACUUAGGUUGCAGUAAGUUGGUGCAAUGUUUUUAUUUGUUCUCUCAUUAAAGCAUGAAUGCAUCCAACUUUACUAUUGCACAGUGCAUUUGGCUCUUAAUUAAAAAAAGGAGUGACUGCGUACUCCCUGCUGUAGAAUGAUCAGGAGUCAGCAGUACUUUUUAUAGCUCAUGUGGUGUGUUGACUUGUUGCUGCCAGGCUGGCUAAGGGUAAUGAGUUGUUAACAGCGAGUUGAAUGCUUGCACAGCGCCUCUUCAGCUUGCUGUGUGUGGGGAGUAAAAAUCCCAGGGUCUUCCUCUACUCCCUUGUCUCAAGGAAAAGAUGAUGCCUAUCUCUGAUCUCGUGUUUCCUCCCUGGUUCAUUUCCCUGUUGGCUGGCAAGCUGCUGCUGACAAACCAUAAUUAAAUCACCAGCUGUGGUGUGAAGGAGGAUGCCACUGGGCCAUUGUUCAGCCAGUAAAACAGUGCUAUGAGUUCCCACCCAGAGUCAUUGGUUCCAUCAGAUACGAUUGGACACCAGCCUUUCCCCACGAAUAUAGCUGACGGCAUCAACCAAAAUGAAAACACCAAUUAGCUUCCCAUGCACUCUGAGUUUAAUUAUUUGUAUUUUAUAAUUUAUGUAAAGUCAAGUGAUGCUAAACCACACAGGCCUACUAACUAUCAGUGUACUCUUGAAGUAGUACUUUGCUUUUGUACUGUUCACAAGGCUGGAUUUCCUCUUUGAGCUUAGAGGACUGGGGCUGAAAACAGAGAUAGACAGCCCCAGACGCAUCUCAGCCUUGAGUAUACCUUUUUGUGUGGGAGGAAGCUGAUGAAGAGGACUGUAUUUACUGUUAGCCUGGUGAGUCACUGAUGUUCUCACAGUAUGUGACCACUUUGUGGUUUUUAAGUUCUGGCGCCAUACAUUGUUUCACAGUGUAUUAUUAGCCACUGAUUAUUAGAUCCUGAUUGAGUAACGGCACGUUCUGUAUCUGUGGUGCGACGCAUUCGUUUAGGCUAGAAGAAGGAACAUGGAAACGAAUGGAUUGGUGUCAGUGAAGGGACGUGGUUCAGGCUGUGUGUGUGUUGUGUGUGUGUGUGUGUCUCCUCACAGACCCACUCAAUCUGUUUGGUGGCCAGACGGCUUUAUUGGGCACAUGUGCCGGGUGGCAAGGCGGCUGGGCUUCUGGCUGGGGCCGGUGAGGUUGCCAGCUGUACUGGGCUUGGGGAGGAGGACGAGGGACAGCUGCUCUGUGGUCAAGGUUGCCGGGAGCAACAUUUCCCACAAGCUACGUCUGUCCAGCGUUAAGCCCUCUGACGAGGGAACGUACGAGUGCCGUGUGAUCGACUUCAGCGACGCCGACCGGAACGCCCGUCACCACAAGGUCAGGGCGUACCUGCAGGUAGAGCAAGAGGCCAACCAGAACCCUCCGCGGCGCCGCCACGGGGACAACUUUGAACCGGAAGGCAUCAAGGGCCUGGCGGGCAGCACGAACCAGCAGGAGCAUGGCCACCACAGCCACCACAAACCACCAGCCGCCGGUCGGGAGCUGAGGAAGAGAUCCGCCGAGGCCGACAGCACCACUGACUGCACCGACAGCUGUCCUCUAGACUCCAGCGCUCACCCAUAGCCACCCCUGCCGGCUCCUGACCGGCCCCAAACUGACCCUCGCCCCCAAAAACAACCUUGGCGAGUGGCUUCAGUCCCAAUUGGCUACAGUGCAGUGAACCCAGACCUCUGAUUGUCCCAGUUGAUAGCUCUUCAACCACAGCUCCAGACGCUGAAUGGCCUCCAGUGCUUCCUUAGUCCUAGGUCUCCUUUACCUGUCCUUACACCGUCCCAUCUAAAACACACCAAGACCUCCCACUGGCCAAACCCCCUCCUAUUCAUACACACCUUCAGUGUCCAUGCUGUACAUAGUAUUGUAUAUAGUGAAAAAGAGUGCAUGUUCAACAUGUUUUUCUUAGAAUGUUUUUCAGUCAUCUCCGGGGAACUGUAGGCUGGAAUGGUUACUUGUUGCUUUGGUCAUAAAUGUUGGUUUGCGGAUAUCCAGUUAUUCUACGUAAUCUGUUUCUAAAGCCUUGUUUACACCUGGUGGUAAUACGAGACCUUCGUUCUGAUAUUGUCCAUUUACACUGGUAUGACGUUAUCCUGAUAACUUAUAAUGCAUCUUCUAAUCGUCCGAAUGUGGACAAGAUCAGGACCAAGGCUGAAAAAAGCACCAACAUUUACAUUUGAUUUGCCAAAGUGGAAACCAUUUUAUGGUGUUUCGUGCUUUCCCAACAGACUGAGUGUGUCCGUGUGUGUGUGUCCAUGUGUGUGUCCGUGUGUGUGAAAGACUUGGGAUGGGGGAAAAAAGAUUGUUUCUUGCUAUAAACUUUGCUUUGAUGUUUUGUAAGAGAUCAUUGUAAAAAAUGUUGUACAUUUUAGAAUUUCUUCUAUAAUGUUGGUCACACAAUACAUGUAUGCUUUUAUCAACUUAAAUAAAUUGUACAUUAACCUA